AUGAGCAUUCAAGCAGAAAUAGGCAUAUUGGAUCAUGUAGAUGGUUCAUCUAAAUUCGUAUCACAAGACACCAAGAUUAUAUGUUCCGUAACAGGCCCUAUUGAACCAAAGGCAAGACAAGAACUGCCUACACAAUUAGCAUUAGAAAUUAUUGUACGUCCAGCGAAAGGAGUGGCCACCACCAGGGAGAAGGUACUCGAAGACAAAUUACGUGCGGUACUGACUCCACUCAUCACUCGUCAUUGUUACCCAAGACAACUUUGUCAAAUAACUUGUCAAGUCCUGGAAUCGGGAGAAGAUGAAUCUGAAUUCUCCCUGAGAGAGCUAAGUUGUUGUAUUAAUGCGGCAUUUUUGGGUUUAGUUGAUGCAGGAAUUGCCUUGAAUAGUAUGUGCUCAAGCAUCCCUAUUGCAAUAAUGAAAGAUACUAAUGAUAUCAUUGUCAAUCCCACAGCUGAGCAAUUGAAGGUUUCGCUAUCGGUUCAUACUCUAGCGCUGGAGUUCGUCGAUGGCGGCAAAGUCGUGAAAAACGUUCUAUUGUUAGACAGCAAUGGUGAUUUUAAUGAAGACCAAUUGUUCAAUUUACUGGAAGUGGGCGAACAAAAGUGUCAAGAACUUGUCAUAAGUAUAAGAAAAAUAAUACAGGACAAUAUAUCGCCCUCUCUAGUCGUAUAG
Molecule: messenger RNA, 672 nt
Organism: Saccharomyces paradoxus
Lineage: Eukaryota; Fungi; Ascomycota; Saccharomycetes; Saccharomycetales; Saccharomycetaceae
Gene: RRP46
Product: exosome non-catalytic core subunit RRP46
Exons: 1
Coding region: 1-672 (223 amino acids)
Biological process (GO): rRNA catabolic process; poly(A)-dependent snoRNA 3'-end processing; U4 snRNA 3'-end processing
Cellular component (GO): cytoplasmic exosome (RNase complex); nucleolus; nuclear exosome (RNase complex)
Source: RefSeq, a predicted model, not a curated record